Molecule: messenger RNA, 891 nt
Organism: Rhipicephalus sanguineus (brown dog tick)
Lineage: Eukaryota; Metazoa; Arthropoda; Arachnida; Ixodida; Ixodidae
Product: glutathione S-transferase
Exons: 4
Coding region: 47-805 (252 amino acids)
Biological process (GO): glutathione metabolic process
Molecular function (GO): glutathione transferase activity
Source: RefSeq, a predicted model, not a curated record
GUCAACGUCGACGCAAGCAAGGAGCAACUGUCUGCAUAAAUAACCGAUGCUGCGGCGACGCAAGGCAGAAUGCUGUUCUUCGUGUUUAGCGAUUUAUAGCGGCACUACAUCGUCACUUCUGCGCAAAAUCGGCAUCGUGAAGAUGGCGCCUGUGGUACUGGGCUACACCAACACGCGAGGUCUGGCCCAGAGCAUCCGCAACCUGCUCGUCUACAAAGGCGUUCCGUUCGAGGAGAAGCAGUACAAGCUGGGGCCAGCGCCCGGCUACGAGAAAGCCGGCUGGGCCUCGGAGAAGUUCAGCUUGGGCCUCCAGUUCCCCAACCUGCCCUACUACUCUGACGGCGACGUGAACAUCACGCAGAGCGUCGCCAUCCUACGACACCUGGGAAGGAAGCACGACCUCAAUGCCAAGUCCGCCGAGGAGGUGACUCAGCUUGACCUACUGGAGCAGCAGGCCAAUGACCUGAUCUGGGGCUUGGUGAUGGCCGCCUUGACUCCGACCGGAAGCGAGGUCCGUCGCCAGCACGAGGCUAACCUAACGCUCGCACUCAGGGGCUGGGAGGAUCAUCUCAAGAAGCGCAAGUGGGCACUCGGCGACCGGCUCACCUACGUGGACUUCUUGCUCUACGAGGGCCUCGCCUGGAACUUCGAGUACAAGCCUGAGGUCUACGCAGACUACCCUUCCGUCAAGCGGUACAUGCAGAACUUCGAAGCGCUGCCCAAAAUGAAGGAGUACUUCGCCUCUCCGAGCUACAUCAAGUGGCCCAUAAUGGGACCCAGCUGCCAGUGGGGCUUCAAGAAGUGAACUCCGCGGGCAUCUUCUGCAGCUGGUCAGGCAGCGUAUGCCGCUGCAUUGCUGUAACAGCCAAUAAAGUAAAUCUGCGUUGUGUC